CAGCCUCUGCGCCGCUGCGUCACUUCCGCCGUCGACUCUCAGCGGGCAAGAUGGCGGAGGGUCCUGAGGCUGUGCUUCAGCUCCCUUCCUCGGCGGCCGCGGCCGGCGGCGAGAGCCUUUCGGAGCUCUCCCCCGAAACAGCCACCCCGGAGCCCCCAUCUUCGGCCGCAGUCUCGCCGGGGACGGAGGAGCCUCCUGGUGACACCAAGAAAAAAAUUAGCCGUAUCCAGCUGACUUUCAAAGGUUUCCUUUAAGAUGGAAGCACCAGGCUGAGAGUGGUGACAUGCACUUUUAAUCCCAGCACUCAGAAGCCUGAGGCAAGCAGAUCUCUGUGAGUUCAAGACCAGCCCGGGCCAAAAAUAAAAACAAAAGAAUUCUGUUUAAGUCAAAGCUUUAGUCCUUCACACUGAUGAUUGCUGUACAAAAAACAAACAAACAAACAAAAAACCUAGAAAUGGCCCAUAAUCCAAGAUACUGCCUGAGGUGACUGUUUAUUUGGGUCUCCAUAUUUUCUUUUCUUUUUGACAAAUAUCUUUUUGUAGACAAUUUGAUGAUGAGAUAUUUCACAUUUCCACUGUAAUUUACAGAAGGAUUGCUGAAACAGGUUAUUGGCUGGCCCAGGUGGCACAGUAUUACAGGCUUCCCUCGGCCAAACUUUUGAAUGCCCAUGCUAAGGUCUUACUUUGCAAAGGAUUUUGAUUGCUGUGCAUAUUAACUGUUCUCCAGGUGACUCCAAUGUGUAGUCAGGGUUCUGAGCUACCAGCAAGUCAUUUUGGGAAUUAAGACUGCAGCUGUAAUUAUAAUUACUAUAAAUUACUACAUCUCUAGCUUCUUGCCCUCUGGCUCUUCUUUCUUUAGUAGUAGUACAACUCAGUGCCUAAUUGCUGCCUAGUUAUUGAUUGCUCCAGGGGGUUGAGGGAACUGGGGAGGAAGGUAUGAAAGAUAGGCUAACCAAAAUCACCUUUAUGCCUUCCUCACUCAGUCUUAUUCCCAAAUUAACUGAAAGGACACUUACAGAGUUCUUUUCCAGGAAGAUAAGCUGCAUCGUAUGUUCUAGAUGGCUAUAUUUCAUUUCAGGAAGAAACUUGAUCUCCUGGAACUCAGGCUGUAGACCAGGCUAGCCUCAAAUUCCCAGAAAUUUGCCUGCCUUUGCCUCUGCUUCCUGAGUGCUAGAAUUAAAGGUGUAUAUUGCCACACCUGGUGUCAGGAGGAAACUAAACUUGAAUAAAUUGAUCCCAACUUUGAAUA
Molecule: messenger RNA, 1248 nt
Organism: Peromyscus leucopus (white-footed mouse)
Lineage: Eukaryota; Metazoa; Chordata; Mammalia; Rodentia; Cricetidae
Product: ubiquitin-like protein ATG12
Exons: 2
Coding region: 51-254 (67 amino acids)
Source: RefSeq, a predicted model, not a curated record